This is a messenger RNA of Fonticula alba, 2761 nucleotides long. RefSeq lists its product as hypothetical. Bases 63 to 2702 code for a protein of 879 amino acids. The record is from RefSeq and is a predicted model, not a curated record. Lineage: Eukaryota; Rotosphaerida; Fonticulaceae. Gene Ontology annotation, biological process: signal transduction. The transcript has 8 exons.
CCCCGCCCGUCUCUCUCCUCCUUCUCCUCGCCUGCCGCCUUUCCUGAAGUCCGCCCACAGCCAUGGCCGGUGUUGAUGAGCUCGAUGCCCUGAUGGGCAGUCUGGCCGAGCAGCUUGCCUCUCUGGACCUGGAAUUCGCCGACAUGCUCCCCGCCGACCCGACCCCUGCCGCGGCUCCGGCACCGGCCGCGGCGCCGGCCGAGUCCUCGUUGGCGACGCUGGCCGCGGCUGCGGCGCCGGGCGUGCGCGUGCUCUCGCGCGCCGAGACUGCGGCGGCGCGUGCCGCCGCCGGCGGCCUCCCCCCCUCGGCCACGCCUCCCCUCGAGCCCGAGGAGGACAUCGUCAUCGACAUCACCGGCAACAUGGAUGACAUCCUGUCCGGGCUGGACAAGAUUGUCGAUGACAUCGCCAAGGACCACGAUCCGGAGGCCCGGGCCAAGGUCCGCGACGCGGAGAUCGAGGCGGCCCUGGAGCGCAUGAAGGCCGCCAGCGUGCGGAAGUCCCACAUCCGUGUGUUCUAUCGCCGCCCGGCCGAGGGCGACGCCGCGGCCGCGCCCGCCCCCAGCAGCGGCGGGCUGCUGUCUUCCUUCCGCCGAGGCGCCUCGAGCGCCCUGCUCCAGACCGAAGGCGGCGAGUACAAGACCUGCACCCUGACCUCGGAGAUGUCCAUGGAGGAGGCCAUUCGCCACGCCUGCGAGCGUCACCUGCUGGAGUACACUCGCGGCGCGUAUGUCCUCUUUGAGGUGUGCGCCGAUUAUGGCAUCGAGCGCCCCCUCCGGCCCUUUGAGUGUGUUCUCAGCGUGAUGGACAGCUGGGAGCGGUACUCUUCGAAUUACAUUGCCCUGCGGCCGACGCCGAAGGGGGCCGGCCCGAUCACGGGCUACAUCCCGGAAUUCAGCAUGGUCAACGGGACCUUCCACUUUGAGACCGGCACCCAGGUGCCGGCCCUGCAUCCGUCGGACGGCCCGGACCCGACGCCGCUGCCGCCGAACUCCGGCACCGGCAAGUGGGCUCGCCGGUAUUUCGAGCUCCGCCAGGCCGGCCUGUACCACUUCUCGGACACGCGCCUCGCUGGCGAGACCUUCCUCUGUGACUGGACCGACUACGAGCUGUACCACUUCUCGGUUCGUCGCUCGAAGCAGCCGACCAACUUCGGGUUUGCGCUGCGCCACCGGUCGCGCCUGUCGCUCGGUGAUGCCUGGGCGCCGAUCCCCUCCAAGCCGCGGCCGGUGAACAGCAACAGCGCGGCCACCAAUGCCGACAUCGUGCCGCCGGCGUUGAUCUAUUUCAGCGCCGAUUCGCAGGAUGAGAUUGACCUCUGGGCCAAGACCAUGAAUGACGCGCACAACCGGCGCUUCGUGGUGGCCAACCCGGAUCGCGUGGACCAGCGUCUGCUGCGCAUGGAUGGCGAUCGCCGGGCCCUGCGCGAGCUGAAUGCCGCGCAGCUGGACGCCGAGGCCAAGCGUGCCCAGCGGGUGGCCAUUCGCGAGGCCACGGCCGCCGGCGCGUCCAAGGCCGACGCCGAGGCCGCCGGGCGCAAGGCCUUCGAGGAGGUCAUGCGUGGGGGUACCUCCGGGUUCAAGAAGCUCGUGGAGAAGGAGCAGGAGAUCCAGCAGCAGAAGCGCAAGGAGGAGGAAGAGUAUGCCAAUGAGAUUGCGGCUGCUCCGGCGGCCGUGGCGACCGGGUCCGAGUCGGGUCCUGGGGCCGUGCCGCCCAAGCCGCGGCCCAGCCAUCGCGAGUCCAUCUACACGGCGGUCGUGGCGGAGGAUGUGAGCUCCUUCGCCCCGGGGCCGAUGAAGGCCAGCGUGGCCACCAUCUCCACGGGGGACUUGCCGCCGAGCGAGCCGGGGGCCGUGACGACCCCUUCCACGCCGCCGGUGCCGCCGCCGAAGAAGCCGGCCAAGCCGGCCAAGCCCACCGGUCUGUCGACCGAGGCGCCGUCCGAUGUGAUGGCGGCCAUUCUGGCCCUGGCUGGCCCGGCGCCGGGUGAUGCGGCGCCGGGCCCGGGGCCAGGGAAGCCCGCUUCGCCGUUUGCGGCGGCGGUGUCAUCAUCGGCGGCCGGCGGGGAGAAGCCGGUGUCGGCCUUUGGCGGCGGGCCGGCCCCCCCGCCGAAGCCCUCGGUGCCGGCCAAGCCGGCCUACGCCACCGGGGGCUUUGUCCCGCCGCCGGUGAAGACCACCACCAUGCCGGGCGGGGGUGGGUCGCCGUUCACCUCGCCCCCCGGCUCGCCGGCCGGCUCGCCGCCGCCGGUGCCACCGAACAAGCCUUCCUCGCCGGUGUUCGCGUCGGCGCCAUCGACGGCGGUCAGCGAGCUGGCCGCGCCGCCGGUCAAGCCGCGUCCGGCCUUCGGCGGGGGCAGCGAGGCGGCGAUGGCUCCUCCGCCGAAGCCGCGUCCGGCCUUCGGUGGGGGCAGCGAGGCGGCGAUGGCUCCCCCGCCGAAGCCCAUGGCUCGGCCGCAGCCCCCACUGCCGGAGAAGCCCACUGCCGGCGGUGGGCCGAACUUCGGGCCGCGGGCGGGGUUCGCGCGGCCGCCGCCCCCGGCGGCUGCGGCCUCCUCGUCGUCGACGCCCGAGGCGGCCUCCGGCUCGUCGCAGGACUCCGGCCAUGAGAUUGACACCAGCAGCGGCGUGACCUCGGUGUCGGCGGCGGCCAGCAUGUUUGGUGCCUCGCUCAAGCCGCGUGGCCCGUCGCAGUUCCGGUGAAAGGCCCAGUUGCCUGGUGUGGGCGGGAAAAAGCACCGGGGCAAAGGGGGGGGGGGGGG